Messenger RNA from Cordyceps militaris CM01, 423 nucleotides. RefSeq lists its product as uncharacterized. Bases 1 to 423 code for a protein of 140 amino acids. The record is from RefSeq and is a predicted model, not a curated record. Lineage: Eukaryota; Fungi; Ascomycota; Sordariomycetes; Hypocreales; Cordycipitaceae. The transcript is spliced from 3 exons.
AUGAGUUUGAGGAGUGUGAUGGGUGAACAGGUGGUGGAGCUGGCAGCAUUUAUACCACUCGGCGUCCGCGCUAAGGUUGCGUCGGGAAGGUUGAAUGAUCCAGAGAGAGGGCAAGGAUGUCUAUUAUGCCGAAAGAACAAAUAUCAGCUCAAGAGAACCGAGAAGAGCAGCUCCUACGCACAAAGACCAACACGGCCAAAGCUGACGGGCCGCUUGGCAACUCACCGGAGAAUACGCAACCUUGACAAGGACCAGCGCGCCAACACUGACCUGAGAGGCGAGGAAAAAGAGAAGCUCGCAGCGACGGCGGACCCUGAAACUGCCGAGGAAACGUUUCGGCUAGACGAGGGCAGCCAAAGUCUGAAUUCUGCCCUGCCAACUCUGAAUUCGGCCCUGCCCACUGGGCUGUUUGCUGUGGGAUGA